UGUAGCUCUAUGUAUCUCCUUUAUGUUCACUAGUCUCAUAUACCUAUCUUUUCCGUGUACAGUUGUUGUGAGAAUUUCUCAUACUUCAUCAUACUGCAAUCUUCAUCAUAUACAGUAUACGCAUACUGUACAUACAAUGAGUCUUUAUUAGGUUACAAUGUAUGCCACGUAUUGGCAUUCCACCAGGAUGCAGACUGCAGUAGGUAUGCUUGAAAUUUGUAGGCCAGCCAAGACUCAGGCUGGUACAUUCUCAGGUUGAACCAGAAUGUUGCAUCAGCUCAGCAGCUCAGCUGAAACCGCUUGGAUCUUUAGCUCAUAGAGUCGGCCGCAUUGCAGAGCCUGUUGACAUCAAAGUAACAGACUUGAUUCUUGAGACUGCCAACUGCUUGCAGGAUGCCCGCAACGGUUCAAAGAGACUGGCUACGCGACUCUUGUGGCAACUUUGCAUGUUCAAAGUAAAGAAGCUGUCUUUCAAUCUGCAUCCAGGUGCUAGAGCAAGUCCUUGUGACACAUUCCGACCUCGUUUUUGACCUUCAGCUCAAAAUAAGCUCUGCAGCACCUGCAAAAUUAUACUUACAAAGACAGAAUCAGAGGCGAAGUUCUGGCGACGUUCUGCUCUCCCUUUUUCCACUGUCAUCCACAGGCAAAGCUAGUUCCUGAACCCAAACCAGCACCAUUAGCUCAAGGAAGUGACUUUGGAUCCAGCUUGAACAUGGCAGACCUAAGACGGACGUGCUCUGGUUGCUUCCUGCUGCUAGCUGUGCUACUGGUAGCGCAGUUUCAAACAGCAGACGCAUGGGGCCUCAACCCCAAUGUUACUUGGCAAGACUUUAACAGCACGGUCAACAACACCGACUACAUGAAGCUCAACGAGAAGCCAGUGCUGAUGCUCGUCCACAAGAGCUGGUGCAAAGCGUGCCGGUUCCUUGUCGACAACCUCAACGACACAAACGACCCCAACGUUACUGAAUUUGUUACCCUCAGCCAGAACUUCACGAUGGUCGAUAUUACGGACGAGGACGAGCCUGAGGACGCCAAGUACGCUCCGGACGGCCGCUACAACCCACGCAUCGUCUUCCUGGAGCCCAACGGCACCGUCAGAGCCGACCUCAUGUGCACCUACAACUGCGACCCCAAGUACCUCUUCACGUACUCCUUUGCGGACCAGGUUGUCGAAAGCAUGAGGAAUGUCCUUGACGUGCUCGCUUCCGUUAUAGCCAAGCGACCAGCGGAGGUCAGGAAGUACGUCAGAGCUUACAAAGCGAGUCACAACGGCGCAAGCCCUUACAACGGCACAAGCCCUUACAACAGCACACGCCCUUACAACGGCACACGCCUUUACAACGGCACAAGCCUUUGAAGAAAUGGAGCCCGCUCAUUUAUCACUCGGUUCGAUUCUUCAGCGGAGGAAACAUUAUAGUAGGAUGAAGAUGCUCGCUUGAGUGAGUUAACAGAACCGACACCAAUCAGUGUGUACUGGCGUAGGGGAGUAUUUACGGUAGGAUAGGACUUGACACGACAAGCAGCUUUGUGACGGUCCGUGCAAACACUUUGUUUGCAUAAGAAGGCAAGAAAUUAGUCAAUUUUAAAUGUAGAGUUCAUAAAGUGGACUGAGAGAAUGAAAAUGAAGUUAGCGGCACGAAGUCUACCUGUGAGCUCUAGCGUCGUCUUUACUUGCGAAGAAUCCGAGCUUGUGACCUUAAGUUUGACUAUGUAUGUGCGCGCCUACGGGACGAUCUAGGAAUCUGGGACUCUUCAAGCAGGCACAUUGCAAGGAAAGUCUGCACAUCACUG
This is a messenger RNA of Klebsormidium nitens, 1794 nucleotides long. The record is from the annotation of a GenBank genome assembly. NCBI's taxonomy places the organism in Eukaryota, Viridiplantae, Streptophyta, Klebsormidiophyceae, Klebsormidiales, Klebsormidiaceae.